Messenger RNA from Capsicum annuum, 1749 nucleotides. Its product is annotated as BAG family molecular chaperone regulator 1. Gene Ontology annotation, cellular component: cytoplasm. Gene Ontology annotation, biological process: protein stabilization. The transcript has 4 exons. The record is from RefSeq and is a predicted model, not a curated record. NCBI's taxonomy places the organism in Eukaryota, Viridiplantae, Streptophyta, Magnoliopsida, Solanales, Solanaceae. Bases 429 to 1430 code for a protein of 333 amino acids. Gene Ontology annotation, molecular function: protein-folding chaperone binding; adenyl-nucleotide exchange factor activity.
UUUUUCUUUUUUUGCCUAACGUUUGAAAUUAUAAGCUCAGUAAUCGGAUAAAUCUGUGGACAUUCUGAUUGGCUGACUGUCUCGUCAUUUUGGGCAAAUUUGUCGCUUACCUUUUUGAUUGUUUACGUUUCUAGCUCUUUCAAAAAGAUCUGCAAUUUCUCCUAAAUUUCAACUUGUUAAACACCUUUUUCUGUCUCUCACAUUUUCUCCUGCCGCCGACACUUCCACAUUUGUCGGUUAGAAUUUCUUUUUCUAAUUGAUCUUUUUCACUUUGGUAGACCAUACAAUUUUUUUUUCAGUUAAUACAUAAACUGAAAGCCACCAUUUGUCUACACAAGUCAAAUGCAUUGAUCUGAUUCUCCAGAAUUCAACAUUAGCAAUUCAAAUAAGUUCGCAACAUUUUAUUUAUCACAGAGACUCCAAUUACAAUGAUGCGAAUGAAGACCAAAACUACCGGAAAGCCACCGGUGAUGAAUGAUAGUUCCGUUGCCAGCGAGAAUGAGUGGGAGCUGAGGCCUAGUGGAAUGCUGGUCCAGAAACGCAACCCGGAAUCUGAAAAUCGAGCUUCUCCACCUACUAUUCGGGUUCGGGUCAAGUACCAGUCCAUUUAUCAUGAGAUCAAUAUCAGUUCUCAAGCAACAUUUGGUGAAUUGAAGAAGAUGUUGAUGGGACCAACGGGGUUGCGUCAUCAAGAUCAAAAGUUACUGUAUAAAGAUAAAGAGAGGGAUGAUAAAACAUUUCUUGAUAUUGCUGGAGUGAAGGAUAAAUCCAAAAUAGUUGUAAUUGAAGAUCCAAUUAGCCAAGAAAAACGGUACCUCGAGAUGAGAAAGAAUGCUAAAGUGGAGAAGGCCGCAAAAACAAUUUCAGACAUCAGUUUGGAAGUCGAUAGGCUGGCUAGACAGGUUUCUGCACUGGAAUCUGUAAUAUCUAAAGGUGGGAAAGUUGUGGAAAAGGAUGUGAUAAAUCUGACAGAGUUGUUGAUGAAUCAGCUGCUUCUACUGGAUGGUAUUAUUGCUGAAGGUGAUAUAAAGGUGCAGAGAAAAAAUCAGGUGAGGAAAGUGCAAAAGUGUGUUGAAGUACUAGAUAUGUUGAAGAUAAAAAAUUCAAUGCCAACUAAUAAUGGAAAUCACAAUCCAAAAAACCGAUCCCCCCCAGCUCAUCAGCGUCAAGAUUAUAUGUAUUCGAAUGAGCAGGCAUCAUCACCCGUUCAACAUAAUUUAGACGGGCAUUCAUUUGAAAAUUCGCCGGUACAAAGCAAACAGCAGCAGCAAUCGAGGCACUCGACCUCAGGGUCUGUUGUCGUAACCACACAAUGGGAAACAUUUGAUUCCAUGCCAGCGCCCUUGUUGGAUCAUUUCUCAUCACCUACAACCACAUCAAGCACCUGUGCUGCAGCUACCCAAUCACGACUCAGUUGGGAUUUGCUCUGAAUAAGUUGUAGACAAAAAUUGUUUCUGCUAGUUUGAGGGAUCGGCUGGUGUGAAUUUCUCCUUUCCCUUGUUGUUUUGGUACCUAUACUCCAUUCUUUUCUGUAUCCAGGUUUUGUUUUAAAUCCCGUUUUAAUAAUCUCCAAGUUGAGAAAUAUCUGGGUUACCACAUAAUAGUUACUGGAGUAUUAGGUUGUAAUCCCUCUUCCAAGUUCUCGAUCAUCAAUUUUCUAUGUAAUGUCUUUGGUGUGGAUAUGUAUGGUCAUACUUUCAUGUAUUUCUAAUUGUAAUGUUAUUGAUAUUGAUAGAUAUCAUAUAUUCC